Molecule: messenger RNA, 1834 nt
Organism: Cucumis sativus (cucumber)
Lineage: Eukaryota; Viridiplantae; Streptophyta; Magnoliopsida; Cucurbitales; Cucurbitaceae
Product: deoxyhypusine synthase
Exons: 9
Coding region: 488-1612 (374 amino acids)
Biological process (GO): peptidyl-hypusine biosynthetic process
Cellular component (GO): cytoplasm
Molecular function (GO): deoxyhypusine synthase activity
Source: RefSeq, a predicted model, not a curated record
UCAUAUACAGUUUGAACAUAUAGCAAUGUAAAUGAAGAUGUGGAGGUCUAUACAUCACAAAAUAGUUUAAAUUGAUACGGUUAUGAUAUUAGAACUUUAGCAGGAAACCCUACGCCCAUCAUUUUCAUCUUUUGUCUUAUUCUUCACGCCGGCCGUCUCUCCCCGGCUCAGACCGUCGGCGGCCACGCCGUCUCCUUGUGCUCGUGCCCCCGCUGCCGCUCUUUCUAGCAAAUUGCACUAACUUUCCACUUCAUUGUUGCCGGAACACGAAGUUCAUAGCUGUAGAUUAUAGGUGGGUUGGAUGAGUUUUAAAUUAAAAUUGUGGUACCGAGUAAGACAAGAAGCUUCUUGUGCAAAUUGAAGUUCUCCCCGACUUAUAUGGGCAUAAAUAUCAAAGAGAGCCACUGCUGGUUCAACAUUAGUACCAUAUCUUUCUCUUUUCUCGUUCAAACUCUUUGUUUCUCCUUGCAGUGACACAUUAGGUCAGAUGGAUAACAAUAAUGUUUUAGAAUCUGUGCGCGCUGCAGUUUUUAAGGAAUCAGAGGAUCUUGAGGGUAAAAGCAUCAAAAUUGAGGGAUAUGACUUCAAUCAAGGAUUAAACUACUCCAACCUUAUCAGGUCUAUGAUCUCUACUGGAUUUCAAGCCUCCAAUUUGGGAGAUGCCAUAGAAGUCGUCAAUCAAAUGCUAGAUUGGAGGCUUGCUGAUGAGAAGGUGACCGAAGAUUGUUCUGAGGAGGAGAAGGAUCCAAUCUUUAGGGAGUCGACGAGGUGCAAGGUGUUUCUUGGUUUCACUUCCAAUCUAAUUUCUUCUGGUGUUAGAGACACAAUUCGUUAUCUUGUUGAACACCAUAUGGUUGAUGUAAUUGUCACUACAACUGGUGGUAUUGAAGAAGAUCUUAUAAAAUGUCUUGCUCCCACAUAUAAAGGUGACUUUUCUCUUCCUGGAGCAUUUCUUCGAUCAAAAGGGCUGAAUCGCAUUGGUAACUUAUUAGUUCCUAAUGAUAACUACUGCAAAUUUGAGGAUUGGGUAAUCCCAAUUUUGGAUCAGAUGUUGAAGGAACAACGUGAAGAGAAUGUACUAUGGACUCCAUCCAAGGUAAUCCGACGCUUGGGAAGAGAAAUAAAUGACAAGAGUUCGUAUCUUUAUUGGGCCUACAAGAACAAUAUUCCAGUCUUCUGUCCAGGAUUAACUGAUGGCUCAUUGGGAGAUAUGUUGUACUUCCACUCUUUUCGUAAUCCUGGAUUGAUUAUUGACAUCAUUCAAGAUAUUAGGGCCGUGAAUGGUGAAGCUAUUCAUGCAAGUCCAAGGAAGACUGGGAUGAUAAUUCUUGGUGGGGGACUCCCGAAACAUCAUAUUUGCAAUGCCAAUAUGAUGCGUAACGGUGCAGACUAUGCUCUCUUCAUCAACACCGCUCAAGAGUUUGAUGGAAGUGACUCAGGAGCCCGCCCCGAUGAGGCUGUCUCCUGGGGCAAAAUUCGAGGUUCGGCCAAGACUGUCAAGGUACAUUGCGAUGCAACAAUUGCCUUCCCGUUGCUCGUAGCAGAAACAUUUGCCUUAAGAAGAGAGAAGAAGAAGGAGAAGGAGGUCAGUGUUGGAGUCCCAGAGAGCUGAUUGGUAUAAUAAAAUGAAUAUUGAUUUGUUGAUCCUUAAAAUUGGAUUAUGGUGUGCUGUGAACUUACGCUUUAAAACACAUUAACUUAUUGAAAAUCUGGGGAGAUUCUAGCCCAGAAAUACCACCUGUGUGGAGAUGUUAUUUCUAUGAAAUGGAGUAUUGUUUAACUAUGAAUUUGUAGAAUAAAAUUUAAUUGUGUAUUAGAAAUCCAUUUUAUUUUA